UGUUAGUUUUAUUUUAUUUUAUUUAUAAGGGAUUGCCUCCCUUGAAAAAUAUCAAAAACAAUGACAGAAUCUGUAACAGAUAAUUCGUUUGAAACAACUGCUGUUAAACUACUCCAAAGAUUUCACUUACUGCAACAAGAAAGAGUAGAAACUUACACUUUAUUUGAAGAAGGUUAUGUGGCAUAUUUAAAGGGACAUCCAAAUUACAAUUUCCCUUUGUAUCGUCAGCUUGUUCAUGAAAUAACAGAGACAUUCAACAAAAUAUCAGCAGAUAUUAUAGUGAUUAAAACCAGACUUAAUGGUGAUCAUCGACAGAGUGCUGUAGCUGGACUUAUCAAUAAAAUACAGGACCAGGAGCAGAAGAAAUUAGAAGCUACUGUACAAAAUCAGAUAACGAGACAGAAUGAAAUAGAUCAUCCUGAUGUACCAGAACACAAAGAACAAUCUGAAAGCCAAAAAGAAAAGUUAAAGGAAAUAGUUAAUAAAAUUAAUGAAUUUUUGGAAGAACUAAAAUAUGAAUCAGAAGAAUUGUAUGCUGAAGAAGAAGAUGAGAAUCUUGUUGAAAGAUGACACCAUUGAUAUGUAGUCAAUAGUUAAAUUCUUAAUUCGUGUCAGUGAGAAAAGAAAACUGUGUAUGAAAGAUUGAUAAUUCCAAUGCAAAUAGUCAUGCACAUGAUACCAGAAGAUAUGAAAAUGAAAACAGAAUUGUUUUAUAAAUGUUAACAUCAUAUUGUAUUAUUGGAAAAGGAGAUAUGGUUUUGUAAUUUUCAGUUACUUUUAUUAGUUGUCUAUUACAUUAUUAUCAUUUUAUAAAUGAAUAAAAAAUUACC
Mytilus trossulus (common blue mussel) is the source of this 830-nucleotide messenger RNA. RefSeq names its product required for excision 1-B domain-containing protein-like. Bases 61 to 570 code for a protein of 169 amino acids. The record is from RefSeq and is a predicted model, not a curated record. The transcript has 4 exons. Lineage: Eukaryota; Metazoa; Mollusca; Bivalvia; Mytilida; Mytilidae.